Molecule: messenger RNA, 9351 nt
Organism: Cryptotermes secundus
Lineage: Eukaryota; Metazoa; Arthropoda; Insecta; Blattodea; Kalotermitidae
Gene: HIPP1
Exons: 7
Coding region: 361-4542 (1393 amino acids)
Source: RefSeq, a predicted model, not a curated record
GUGUAUGUUUUGCAGAUAGUAUCGUUAGCUUUCUGAUCUUCAUGGUUUUUAGAUGUCACAAGAAAUUUCCUUAAAUUUAUCAUUCCAGUAGUCUGGAAGUAAAUUUUACCAGGAGGAAGAAAAUCUCUUCAGUUUGAAGUAACAUGCAUUGCCUCCAUCACAUAAGUCAUGCAGUACUAUUAGAUUAAAAAAGAAAACAAUGAUUGUGCCUUGCAAGGAAUGAGUGCCUUCCUUUCGGCUGUACAGAAGAUUCUCAUUAUGUUGUACAAGUUUAUGUAUAUAACUUUACCAUGGAUUGUACUAACAAGCUCUUAGGACUAAAGAGUAAGGUACCUGACACAAACGUAUGGUGUAAGGAAAAUGGAUGUAUGUACUAGUAAUGGAGUAGGUGGUGAACAAAUUCUAGAAUCAGUCAGAAGUGCUAAAUUAGAAGAGGACGUGGAUUUACUUACCACCAAGGAGGGUGAAAAAGUGAAUGAAGUGAUUAUUCACUCAGAGACAGUGGUUCAGGAAUUUGUUGUUCCCAACAGUCCAAUUGAAAAGCCUGUUGCUGCUGUUCCAAGAAUGCCCCAGCAAUCUGGUCCACGGAACACAACACAUGAAGAAGCUGCAGGUGUGCCAUCGUCUGUAGCAACUCCAAGUUUUGCUAUUCCACCCCAUCUGAUGGGGCGUAAUGUUGACAACCCUACUGAGGACAUGAUAGGUAGUGGACGCAAACUUCAGAAACCUCGCCUUGGAGUUCGUGUACCAUACCGUAAUUUGACAAGCCAGAUUGUGACGCAGGAUGAAAUUGCUCAAGAAUUGCUUGAACGUUCACUGAAGAAACAUCCUGUUCAUGAUACACCUGAAGGGGGAGAUUUGUUCUUUACUAUGAAACUUACUCAGCGUUUGGCAAAUCGUUUAUCACCAUCUGUAGCAGUCAGUGCAAGCAUCAGUGGACAUGAUAUUGAGACGAUUGCUGGCAAAUCGGGGCAGUUUCAGCAGAAUGCUGACACUAAUUGCAUUCUCCCUCCUGGUUACACUUUGGUACCUGAAUCAACAGCCAUUCCUGACCAUGGAGAACUGCUAGCAAUAUUAGAAGGAGAUGCAGAUCCAGAUUGGAUACCAGAUACUAAUCCACCAACUCUCGAGGAAGGUGUUAAACCAGUGUCUCUGGUAGACUCGAGUAGGCCACCUGCAUUGAUAGAGGCUGGAUCUAGUUCAGAUCAUGUAUCUGUACAUUCUGGCCCCCCAAAACUUGAUCCAUUAGUUGAAAGAGAAAUGGCACUUAAACAGCUUAUGGAAUUACCAAUACGCAGUAAGAAAAAGAAGACUGUGGAAGGAAGUACAAAAGGUUCAAAAACACCACAGAAAAGUAGGGAACGUGUAAAGAGAGAAUCACAUGUCCAGAAGAAUGAAGCGAAGUCAGCCACAGGACCAGUCAACCCACAGGAUUCUGAGAACAACAACAGAGCCUCAGUGAAUGGAAAUUUCAAAGUUGAGGCUGGCUCAGCACUAAAACAGAAACAGGUGCGGAAAAGGAAGCUGGCAGAUGCAGGAGAACCAAAUACAAAGCAACCAAAUAUAGCUAAGAAAAAUAAGACUGAUAAGAAACCAAAAUUUGUAAGAGCCACAGCAACAAGGAAACAGGCAGUAGCCAAGAGUCCUGUUCUAAAUAAUGGCAUCAUUGGAAGCAGUGCUGUUAGUGUAACUCCUAAACGAAGAAAGAUCACUAAUCCCAAGAGCCCCGAGUCAAAAAAUGGAGUUUUGGGUGUGAAUACAUCUGGCAGGUCAGUACCUGGGACUUCAGAGGAAUCUGCCAAGACUAACCUGUCAGGUGGAAAUUCUGAUGAUGAAUUUCAAGAAUCGAUGCUUAUGCAUUCUCGGAAGUUUGCAACACCUCCAAGAACCUACAGUCCUCGGAAGAGAGUAGUCAAGCCAGGUGGUCUUUCAUCAUCACCCAAAAAGAAUGCGGUUGCUGCAAUUCUUGUGGAAGAAAUUGGGUUUGCUUUGUCUCAGUGUACACCAAAUUCCUCUAUGAAAUGUGAUGAAGGAUCCAAAUCUGGUAGUUUGUCUUCCAAAGUUCAUGCCAUACCUUCAAGAAGUACUGAAAAUGUACUUACAAAAGUGACUGAGGAUUCAAGUCCUAAAGUUCUGGGAGAAUUGACAACAAAGAAUGUGGAGACUGCAUCAAAAAGUAUUGUUGGCCUUAUAUCAAGGAAUGAGGAAGCUUCAAGUCCCAAACCAGCUGCAAGUAUAUCUGAAGGUAUAAUUAAUACACCACAGUCAGCAAAGAGAAAUAUUAAUGUGUCUGCUUCUGGACAAGCAAGCAGUGAUUCAAAAAGGAGAAGAAUGAGAGAAAUUGACCGUUUGCUUAUGGAUGAAGGUGCAAUAAACUUGCUGUAUGAAGUAGAACAAGGGGAAUCAAAACGUCGUAGUGGACCACUAGAAAGCAUUUCCAGCAGUCCCAGGCGUAAGAUGCGCUCUCCACUGAAGUCUCUGCGUAGGCAGAAGAAGGACCUCCAGUUGAAGACACGCCUUGUUAAGAAUGCGGUGCUUAGACUUAGCAGUAUUGCAGCCUCUCCAUCGACAGCUGUUGCUUUGCGUGCAAGAAGACAGAUUGGUCCCCCAACCCUCCAGUUGGCCACAAGUCAAAGUCCAUACCGAUCACUUCAGCGAAAGAAGUCACUGGACUCUAGGGAGUCUCUUCGUUCCCCGCCACCGUUAACUCCUGUUGAUCCUCCAUCACCUUCCCAGUCCUUUUCAUUCCCACCAAGGCUGCAUCUGCCAGCAGAGGCAUCCAGAAUCAUUCGCAGGCAUUCCUCAAGUAGUACUUUUUCCAGUCGCAGCACCAGUCCCAACCUGCAGCAUCGAAACAGUGUUGAUUUGGUUCAGUCACCUGAAAAUUUUGAAAACAAACCUGACAAUCAUGUGAAAGCAGGGAACUGUAUUCCUGCUUCGUCAGGCUCCAAGGGUUCUUCAGAAGUAGAUGAUACAAAACGGACAGAAGCACGUAAGAAAGGCGUUCCCAUAUUUGUCAGGAAGCUAGAAACCACCCAGACUUACAAAGGGAAGAAGAAAAAGGAGCCUAGUGGCAGUGAUACUGGAGUUUUGCAUCUUAGUGAAAAUGCCGAAAAGUUGUUGGAGAUGAAAUGCAAAGAACUUAAAAUUCAUCACAGAACUCACACAGACAUGACUAAGAAACCACCAGCAAGUGUAGAUGUUAAGAAGAAGGUUCUGAUAGGUGCUACACAGACAGGCACGCACAAAAGAAUGAGUUCUACAGUCAAAAUGAAAAUAAAAAACCAAAUGACAAAAAGUUUCCAAAAAGGAAAAUCAGUUCAACUAAAAAAGCCAGUUUCUGAAAAUCCAGUCAGUAAACUUAAGAGAAAGGAGGAUACGAGGGACAUGGUAGAUGCUGUGGAUGUAGAAAUGCCAGACUUGACAUCAUGCUUGGCUGCUGUGGCUACUGAAUUUGCAGCAGGGGAUGAAAGUGUCAAGAAGGCAACACAUUUAAGGAGAAGUUCCCACGAUUCCUUACCGGGCCCCCGUCAGGGCUCCAAGAGCCCAUCCUCCAGUCAACAGCCUCCCCUUCUGAGAAAAGAAGCAAGAGAUGUUCCUCCUCCGCUCAGCCCCAACGCUUCAAGUUACUCAACACUGAUUAAAACAUUGGAGACUGAAAGCCAGAAACCAAAAAAGAAAGAAGAGGAGGGUCAAAAGCAAAGGUCAAGCAUUCGUCAGAAUGCGGGAACAUAUCACUACAGGGAGAUUUCUCUUCGUCGCUAUGACAACCUGGUUCAGAUCAUCCUUACUCCAGCUUCUACCAAAAUGAAAAAUUCCCUUAACUUGCAGGUCCUUCGUGAACUGCGAGAAGUUCUUAAUAAUUUGAAGCGAGAUGAGGGGUGUCGAGUGGUUCUGUUGACAUCAACGGGGAGUUCAUUUUGCCAGGGAAUUGACUUCCAUAGUCUCCUCCACUCAAAUGCUGACAAACGGAAGACUGCUGCUCAAGAUUUGGCUGAAGCACUCAAGGAGUUCCUGAAAAGCCUUGCCUUGUUCAACAAGCCACUUGUGGCAGGAGUCCAUGCAGCAGCUGUGGGACUAGGAGUUACAAUGCUUCCAUUCUUUGACAUGGUUUUUGCAAGUGACAAAGCCACAUUUUACACACCUUAUGCCAAAUUAGGCCAAGUACCUGAGGGGGCAGCUAUAUUAACACUGCCCCACAUGCUGGGAAAUGCUGUGACAAGUGAGCUACUGUUUGGGUGCCGGAAGCUAACUGCUAGCGAGGCCCUGCACUUUGGCCUGGUUACGCGAAUAUUGUGGCCAGCCAAGUUCCAGGAGGAGCUGAUCCCCAUUAUUCGUAGCAUGGCUAGUCAAUCUGCUCAGUCAAUGGAAGCAACCAAGGCCCUGCUACGACAUACUUUGCGGGCAAAGGUAGAAGCAGCGUUGGAUUCAGAAGUGUCCCUUCUGGUGCAGCACUGGAUUAGCACAGAAUGCCAGACAAAUUUUCGCCGUUUUUUGGAUCAUGAAGACAUUGGAUUGCAGCGUCAAAGAUUCGACCUUUGACCUCCAAAUUAACAGAAGAGCCUGUUGAGGUAUUUGUUCAGUGGCAGUGUAUAGUUUUACAUCAUUGAAAAGAGAAGUUACUUUUUAAUAUAUUUCAAGUAUCAUUGUACAAAAUGUUUGUGGCAGGUCUUGAUAGGCAUGCUGCAAUACACUAUCAAACAAUGUGUUUAGGUAACAUUUUUUAAAUUCCCUUUAAAUCUAUUCAAUACAGGAGUAACAUGUUAAUUUUUCGAAGUUGAAAGAUUCAAAGCUCAAAAGAUUGACCUCAUAAUUGAGGCCAUGUCUGAGAUCCUGAAGGGACUGUGCUAAGAAGUGCUGAGAAACUGACUUGACUGUGAUCUGAGCCCUUUACUUCACCUUGAUGACCUGACAUUUAUUUUUGUACUGAAGGUGAUUUGUUGGCUUUCAUCUACCAGUUACUAUUCGUGCGCUGUCACCACUUGUCAUUAGGACUUCUUGUUGCUUGAAUGGGAGUAGUGCAUUGGAUGCAGAGUGGCAUAAAGGGAACAAUUACCAUUUGUCCUUAUCAUAAAAAGGAACGUACUCUUUUGUCUGUUAGCUUGUUGACACGUUUUAUUAUCUGUGUCUUGUAAUGACACCUGUGCUUGUUUUCAGUAGUUUGGAAAAGAAAUAACAGUGAAAUUAUUUUCGUAAUCAGAAGAUAGUUUUAAGGAAGACUGUAAAUAAAUCCGAUAGUAGUUGCCCAUUUGGGACAUAUACUUCUUGAGAUGUGGAAGGUGUCAUAGUUGAUUUUAAUCAUUAGCACUGUGAUGGCAAUACAAAUUGUACCAUCCAUUUUUAUAUUUAAGAAAAAACAAGGUUAUCUUAUUAAAUAAUUUCUAAGUAUUUAUUUAGGGGAAAUGUGUAGCAUACUUAUAUUAUUAUAUAUGUCAUUGUGCAUCAACAGAUGUUGCCAAAUGUAAUACACUUCCUUCCAUCACUUGUAGUAGUUGUAUUCGCUGUUUUCUUUUGUACAGCUGUCAGUUUUAUGACUGUCUAAAUACACUUAACAUUGUAGAUUAGUCAUUCCAAAUAAUUUCCAUGUCAUUUCUAAAUUUAUUGUACUCAAAUUAUUUUAAAUAGUAUAAUAAGACACAUGGAAGGCAACAAUUUUUUCUGUUGCGGCAUAAUUAGUAACCUACACACUAUUUAUACCAGAACUGAUCAUUCAGACCAAAUUUUAAACCUCUUUUUAUAUAUGCAUUCUGUUUAUAUAAAAUACUCAUGUAUUAAUCAGUUUUAAUUUUAUAUUCACAUCAGUGAAGUAUUUAAAAUUCACUUUAAAUCAAAUUUAACUCUGGAAUGAAUGAGAGGCAUUAAUUGGCUCUCUUUACUAUAUGGUGUGCCCCAAAUUCUGACCCAUAGAAGACUUUGGUUAUAUAGCCAAAUGUGAAAAAUCUGUUGCAAAUGCUGUUUCCAAUCCUAAAUGUUGGAAUUCCUUACCUAGGAUGAGCUGUUACAACACUACACUCUUUACAUAUCAGUGGUAGAAAGCUACAGUGAGGUUGCCAAGGUGUAGUGGGGGAGAGAGAGGUUCAACAUGAAAUAUGAAUAGUGAAUGAAAUCGUUGAGUUUGUGCUGGUACAGAAAUAGUGUUACAGUGAUACUAACUGUGUUUAAAUGUUUCAAGUCCACAAAAUCACACUUGCAUGGAACAGUACAAAGGUUCAUACAUCACUGCAAUAAGUAUUCAAACUGGUAUCCAACAUGUAGCUCACACAAGUGAAUAUUUCACCAUAUGCUGGAGUGCACAUGUCACAGAGGCAGUGGCUGUGCAUGCAGCAGUGCCACUGUCAGUAGCACCAACUGUACUUGUGCAUAUUGUAGCACAGAAGGGGUACAAGGGCACUGUGACUAGAUUGAGGGCUAUGUCCUGUCAUAUUUAAUAUUUUACCAUCACAGUGUAGACCUGCCUGUCUCCCAUUCACAUUCAAUCUAGGAGACUGGCUACCCUACACAUGGUUCACCAUCAUCAUCAUCAUCAUCAUCUUUGGUCUUUCAUUGCAGUUGCCAAAACAGAGCUUUAAAAUAGGCCAUGACCCCUUCCACAUUCUUUCCACAUCAUGAUUUAUAAUUGUCUUGUCAUUUCUCAUUUGACACUAUAUAGCAUAUGUAGUUGUCACAGUGUUGUUAAAUAAAUCAUGAAACAGGGAUUCAGUUGCUGUAAUGUAUCUGCACAAAAGCAAGAAAAAUUCACAUUCUGCUUUGUAAGUUCAUUAACUUUUUUUUUGGUCACUUUCAUUGAGUACAGAAGAUUUGAUAACAGAUGUUAGUAAUUUCUAUACAGUGAUUGUGUUACCAACACAAUUGCAGCCUUGCUCAGAAGAAACUGAAAAUAUUGGUAGUAAAUUUGAGUGGUUGACUACGCUUACAGUAUUUUUCCUUCGGUAGAUUUGUAUUGCUGUACUUUUUAUUAGAAUUGGUUAUUGUCUUGUAAUUAUUGUAAAUUAAAUAAUAUAGUAUGUAAUGAAAUGUGUAAUGUAUAUGACAUAAUUAGCAUGAUUACAUUGAUUUGGGAAGGUCAUGUGAAGGCCCAUUACCACCAUAAUGGAAAUAGUGAUUUCAAGUAGCUGAGAAUGUUAAUGGUUCAUCGGGUUCCUGAAAUAUAAUUUGGAAUAGAGAAGAAUGUUUAAGAAACUGAAAUUGUCUUCAUACCUAUUGUAUAGAAAGAUAUCAGUCUUAAACAAUUACACCGCUAACACUACCAUUGCUGUGUUCUUCAAGCACCGACAGAUUUGUUACCCAGGUCCCUUUUGUAGGACUCGCUUCAUUUUAGCAGGAAGAGUGCACUUACUAUUUUUAAAUCGUGUAUUAAGAAUUUUACAUGAAAAACAGAAGGGCGAGGUGGAAAAUGAAAUUUCUCAGGGUUGGCAGUUGUGGCGAAAGAACAUCAUAGAAAGAAAAUAAUUUUGUUGUUAAUUUAAUCAUUCCUUGCAUUUCCAAGUCUGCCUUAAAGACUCACAGUAUCUUAGCUUUUUACCCAAAAAGCUACCUACAAAGAGAAAUGUAGAUAUCUUUCUUUUGUGAGUUUGUGUGAAUAAGAGAUGUUCUUAAUAUAUAAUCGAUAAACUUUUCUUCCUUGUUUGUACAACAACAUAUUUUCUACUCUGCCUCAUUUUCUUGAAUUUCCUCUCUAGUACAGAGUGAACCACAAGAAAGGCCAAUAUAGACUGGUUAUAAAAGAAUCCCAAGGAACGUGAGCAUUUUCUGUUGCAGACAAGUUUCUCUCUAGCACACAUUCUUCCUUCCAAACAUAAUACCAUAGGGUGCAUACCCCAUAUGUAUAUAUGGCCCAGAAUACAAGUUUGCUUAAUGCUGCAUUCACGCACUAUACUACACUGUUACUGAGAAGUACACAUUUUCAGGUUUUUUCCUUCUGUCUUGUUUCCUUUUCCCAGUAUACCACAUGUUAACCAUUUUAUAUUAAUACAGGGUGGGGCAUAUAAACCUUUCUGAUUUCAAAAAUGCGUGGAAUAGAAAUAAAGAAAGAUGCAGGCAAAAUUAUUUUAUUAUUUGAAAGGACAUAGAAUACAGUUUUAUUUGAAUGCGAUUUAAAAAUAAUAUCUUCCAAAUGGCCACCCCCGUUUUCCAUACACUGACGGAGCCUGUUUCGGGAGUUUUCUAUGACUCUACAAGUCAUAUUCCGUGGAAUAGUGUUGAUUUCUUCGGUGAUGGCAGCCUUCAGUUCAUCGAUGGUUCGGGGACGAUGUGCCUUUGCCUUGAGGUAACCCCACAGGAAAAAAUCGCAUGGUGUUAGAUCAGGCAAUUUGGUGGGCCACCCAAUGUCACCCUGCAAAGAGACAAGAUGACCAGGAAACAUUUGUCUUAGAAUCUCCAUUGAACGAUCGAAGAUGUGGCCCAUAGCAUCAUCUUGUUGGAACCAGAUAUCUUCCAGGUCAUGAUCUUGCAAUAGUUCAUCCAAUUUCGGUAGAAGGAAAUUUUCAAGCAUGUAACAAUAUCAAGCAGAAGUCACUGUAACAACUUCACCAUCUUCGAAGAAGUAGGGACCCCAGACACCACAAUCGGAAACAGCGCACCACACCGUCACUGGAGAGCUGUGGAGUGGUCGUUGGUGAAGGUUCCGAGGGUUAUUCUCAGCCCAGUAGCCGAAAUUUUGUUUAUUUACAGUCCCGGACAGGUGAAAAUGGGCCUUGUCAAUACAGAUCAAAACAGCUGUGGAAGGGAUACUCUGCAGAAUGUCGUUGCACAAAUUUCUUCAUGUUUCAGAGUCUCUUUCACUUAACUCUUGCACUAUGUGCAUCUUGUAUGGGUGCAUUUUGAGGUCUCUGUGAAGGAUUCUUCUAACUCUAUGGGCAGAUAAUCCAAGUGCAGCAGCGUGCUUCCGUGCAGAAUGCUUGGGAGAUCGCAAAAUUGAAGCCCGCAUUCUAGCCACAUUUUCUGCCAACGUUGAAGUCCUGCUCCGGCCUGAAGAUUUUCUUUUUAAUGCAGAAGAUGUCACUCUAAAAUUUGAUGCCCAAUUUCUAAUUGUUGGUCCAGUGGGAAUGGGAUCACGCCGACCGAGAGCAAAGUGAGUGCAAAAGGCUCGCUGGGUUUUGAUCAUAGAACUGCCAUUUUUAAUAAACUCUUCCAGCACAAACACACGAUGUUCUCCUGACCAAGCCAUUGUGUGUACUGAAAACUGCACAUCUAAUGAUACCAUCCCCACCACUCUACCCCCUCCCUAGCCUCAGCAAUGACCUUGUGAAAUCGGAAAGGUUAAUAUGCCCUACCUUGUACCUUCAUUAUGCAGUUUGUUCAUACACAUUAUUUUUUGGGGCACGCAGUAGCAUAAUUGGUUGAGGCAUUAUG